AUGCACAAAUUUCUAACUGUCGUACUGUUAUGCGUGCUGAUAGCGGCCCAGAAGACGGAAUGGGACUCUCCAGAAAAUUUGCACAUCUAUCGGAAUUUUCGUAAAUGGAUAUUAUACAAUUUUGGUGGAGAUCAGCUACAAAGACCUACAAGGUAUAGACUAGAGCACCUUCAAAAACAACUACCACCAGAUGUUCCAUUUCCCUGCAAUGUUGCUGGUGGCAGGUCUGCAAAAGUACCAGAUUCGGUUCACCGUUUAAGACCUGGUGAUAUCGAUGUGGUUGCUGCAAUGGGUGAUUCUAUAACAGCUGGUAAUGGUAUUUUCGCAAUGAAUUUGAUGCAGGUACUCAUCGAGAAUAGGGGAGCCGCCGCGAGUAUCGGAGGUCAGGGAAAUUGGCGAACGUAUUUGACACUUCCUAACAUUCUGAAGGAAUUCAACCCGAAUUUAAUAGGGUAUUCGCUUGGAGAUACGUACACCUCUAAUCCGGAUUCGCAGUUUAACGUAGCUGAAUUUGCUGCAAUGGCUAAGGACAUGCCCUUCAUGGCCAGAUACCUAGUCGAUAGGAUGAAGCAGGAUCCAAGAGUAAAUAUCAAAAAACACUGGAAGCUGAUCUCAAUACUUAUUGGACACAACGAUUUGUGUAAUGAGGUAUGUGUUGCGCCAACACCGUCGUCCAUUUUGGAAACUUAUAGAAGCGAUCUAGUCAAUACCUUGAGAAUAUUACGGAAUAACUUACCAAGGACUUUUGUCGUAGUUACUACGAUGUUUUCUCUCAAUAGAUACGUUGAUGUCAUGAAAACUCAACCAAUAUUGAGGUGUUAUAUUAUGACACGAUUUUUUUGUCCCUGUUUGUUCGGUUUGCAAUACCAAGACCGAAUAUCAGAAUAUUACGACAUGAUAAAAAGGUGGCAGGAAGUAGAAGAAGAAGUUAUUAGUUAUCCAGAAUUUAAUAGAGAAGAUUUCACUGUUGUGCUUUCACCUGUUCUUCAAAGUAUGUCAGCGCCACUUACGGAAGACGGACGGCCAGAUUUUACACAAGUAUCCAUCGAUUGUUUUCACCCCAGUCAAAAAGUUAAUGCACGAUAUGCUAACGGUCUCUGGAACAGUUUGCUGGAGCCAGUCGGUAAGAGAUCAAGCGAAAGCCGUCUAGAGUACGAAAGAUUUUUGUGUCCAACUCCGGAAAAGCCAUUUCUGAUGACGCGAGAGAAUUCACAGGAGGGAUGGGAAAAAUGAUACUUCUUAAUCUGUGGUAAAUACAUAAUGUGGGGCAAAAAUAUGACCUCCAAACAUGAGGAAGAUGUCUGCUAAAAC
Messenger RNA from Megachile rotundata (alfalfa leafcutting bee), 1311 nucleotides. RefSeq names its product phospholipase B1, membrane-associated-like. The record is from RefSeq and is a predicted model, not a curated record. Gene Ontology annotation, biological process: phospholipid metabolic process. Gene Ontology annotation, molecular function: glycerophospholipase activity. NCBI's taxonomy places the organism in Eukaryota, Metazoa, Arthropoda, Insecta, Hymenoptera, Megachilidae.